This is a messenger RNA of Phragmites australis (common reed), 642 nucleotides long. RefSeq lists its product as uncharacterized. The transcript is spliced from 3 exons. Lineage: Eukaryota; Viridiplantae; Streptophyta; Magnoliopsida; Poales; Poaceae. The coding region runs from base 1 to 642 and encodes 213 amino acids. The record is from RefSeq and is a predicted model, not a curated record.
AUGCCCUUUGGUCUUCGAAAUGCUGGGGCCACGUUCUCCUGCUUAGUACACAAGGUGCUGCAACAACAGUUCAGCCGCAACGUCAAGGCCUACUUGGCGCUCUGCGUGGACCCGGGGCGGGUGGCGCUGCAAGCGACGCUGCCCGAGUUCGACACCCAGGGUCUGGUCAACCGGCCGGGGCACCGGAACCCCGGGACCAUCCAGAUCCCCGGGGUGGAUGAGGAGACCUACGGCGCGCCGAGGACCAGCGGCCGGGACGCCACAGGUGGCAGGCCGCAGGCGAGCGGCCGGGAUGCCGCGGGCGGCCGGACGCAAACCGACGGUAGGGUCGCCACGGGCGGCAGGCCGCAGGCCCGCUGUGGGGCUACCGCAGGCAGGAGCCAUCAGGCCGGCGGAAGAGGCACCGCUGGUAGUGGAACGGCGGCCCCGGGGGACAAGGGAAAACGCCCCCGGACGUUCGUACCUCAACCAUCGUCCUCGUCGUCGCCGUCGCCUCCACGGCAGCGAUCGUCGGUGGGUGGCGUGAAGGAGGGAGGCCGGGGCGGCCAGUCGUCCGGCGCGGAGUCCGCUACGGAGGCCGCCCAAGGACGUCGCCAGAGACCAAAGGCGACCGGAAGCGCCUACGCCGGCUCCCGCCCCUGA